AUGACAGAUGCAUCCAAACUUGAUCAUUUAUAUCAUGGAUUAAAACCGUCAUUAAUGAAAGACGUAUUACAUCGUCUCGUUAAUACAUCUAUUAAACAACCACAUGAUAAUGAUACACAAGCAAUAAAUUACUCCAAUAGUUCAUUGUAUCGAUCUUCACAACCGGCUGAAGCUAUACGUCAUCCAAACUCAUCCAAUAUGUAUUCUGGAGGUUAUUCUACAAACGGAUAUUCACCUCGGCCGGUAUAUAAUCGUUUUCCUAAUCAAUCAUCACCACGUUAUCCAUCACAAGCUCAACCAUCUUCGUUUAAUGCAUUACAUUACCAAUCACGUCCUUUACGAUGUUAUCUAUGCAAUAAACUGGGUCAUUUUGCUCGUGAUUGCCGAUCUGCAAAAAACUACUAA
Messenger RNA from Rotaria socialis, 405 nucleotides. NCBI's taxonomy places the organism in Eukaryota, Metazoa, Rotifera, Eurotatoria, Philodinida, Philodinidae. The record is from the annotation of a GenBank genome assembly.